Molecule: messenger RNA, 182 nt
Organism: Pelobates cultripes (western spadefoot toad)
Lineage: Eukaryota; Metazoa; Chordata; Amphibia; Anura; Pelobatidae
Source: the annotation of a GenBank genome assembly
CCAAAAUAGCAAUAGCACACAGAUGGAAACAACCGCAAAGCCCAAACCUAACGGAAGUCCUCACACGUCUCGACACAAUGUGCAACUUUGAACGAAUGGCCAGCCGCCUCCGAAGCGAGGAACAUACAUAUACUAGGCAUUGGCAACGCUGGGUCCAGUUUAGAGGCCAACAAGGGUGCUAA